Messenger RNA from Chironomus riparius, 1008 nucleotides. The record is from the annotation of a GenBank genome assembly. NCBI's taxonomy places the organism in Eukaryota, Metazoa, Arthropoda, Insecta, Diptera, Chironomidae.
GUUGAACCCUGUUUGAAAGUUGACGUCCCCUAAAAGAAAAAUUAUCUAACAUAAUUUAUUAAUUUUUCUACUUAAUUCCUUAAUUAAAUCGGGUUUUAGUAGAAUGGCGUCAUUAUUGAGGAGCAUCUCAUUAGGUUUACGCAGUGGUCUAGCCCAAAAUAGUGGAAUUUUGUCAUCUGCCAGACGUUUAAAGCAUUCGGAACCAGCCGUUGUUGAGGAAACUAGACCUACUGUUCGUAAACCAAAUACCGUUCAACGAGCUCAUUUUAUUGAUUUUGGAAGAUAUGUUGCCGAAUGUCUACCAAAGUAUGUCCAAAAAGUUCAGUUGACAGCUGGAGAAGAACUAGAAAUUUUAAUCGCACCCGAAGGAGUUUUGCCAGUGCUUCAAUUCUUGAAAGAUCAUCAUCAAGCACAAUUUUCAAAUCUUGUAGACAUAGCUGGAAUGGAUAUACCAUCCCGUGAAUAUCGCUUUGAAAUCAUUUACAAUAUUCUCUCAGUUCGUUUCAAUUCAAGAAUUCGUGUAAAGACCUACACAGACGAACUCUCGCCAAUUGAUUCAUGUAAUGAGAUCUUUAAGGCAGCAAACUGGUAUGAACGUGAAAUUUGGGAUAUGUACGGAGUCUUCUUUGCAAAUCAUCCCGAUUUGAGACGCAUCUUAACUGAUUAUGGAUUUGAAGGACAUCCACAGCGUCGCGACUUCCCACUCUCUGGAUAUGUUGAACUUCGAUAUGAUGACGAGAAGAAACGUGUUGUAUGUGAGCCACUUGAAUUAGCCCAAGAGUUCCGUAAAUUUGAUUUAUCAGCUCCAUGGGAGCAAUUCCCAACUUUCCGCAAUGCUAAUCCAGCAACAGAAGUAAUUGAAACCAAACAAGCUGAACAGAAAUAAAUCAAAAUUAUCAGCAGUGCUAGAAAAAUAUAUUUCGGAAGAAUAAUAAAUUGUUAAUAAGAGGAAAAACAUGUCAGAACUCUGAUGAAGAAAUCUAAAAUAAAAUAUGUGUAAAAAAGAAA